UGGGCGUUGAUUGGAUGCGGAAACAUGCUCUGCAUUUACUAAAUUGGGGUAACCGCCUUCAACGGUGUUGUCAAGGAGUGCUUGGUGAUAUGCCUCCACAGCAUGAGUACUUCGGAUGGUUCAAAAGGGUGACUCGGAGGUUCAUUGAUGUUCCUGGUGCUACAUUGACUAUACUGAUUGAAGGAUACCUCCGUUUGUUGAGCCGUCACCCGGUGGGCACGGAGGACCACCAGGAUAUUAUAGAUGUGCUGACUGCAGUACAGGCGAUUGGCCGUGUACAACCUCGGGACCCUGAGGUCCUGAAUGAGGAGGCAGCUACUCCUGCCGCAGCAGCUACUCCUGCCGCAGCAGUUACUCAGAGGCCAAGCAUUACUGAGAGCCCAAGCACGAGCAUAGCUCCCACUAGACGUUUGCGUGUUCGUACCCCUCGAGUUGUCCCUACCUCUGAGCCCCCUCCACCCACCCCACAUCCAUCCCUUAGCCCCACAAUCCCUUCACCCACCCUACAUCCAUCUCGUAGUCCCACCAUCCCCCCAUUGACUCCACAUCCUUCUGUUGGGCCUGACAUUCCUCCACCCACCCCACGGUCAUUUCCCGAUGUGUCACCCAUUCCAUCCUUUGACUUGGGUAUUCAUCUAACCCCACCUGACAUACAGCAGGAGCCACCCUCUGGCAGUAUGUCUACUGGCCCUUCAUCAGCCAUCACCCCACCCCAUGUUCAUGUUGAGGAAGCUAGUGGGUUACCUGUUCAACAAGAAGGUCGGCCGAAACGCAUAUCAAAGGCACCUCCUUGUGGGACAGGAGGGCAUAAACAUGGACACAACGCUGGGCCCGAGGCAUCUGACGAAGGACAUGCAAGACCUCCUCCUUAUUAUACGAGACGGCAGAAGGUCCAAAAAAGAUGAUGAUGGUAUGAAAAGGCCGGAAGCACCAAAAUUCAAGUUCAGCACAAUAAAAGUACCAAGAAAUAACCUUUCCAAUGCCAAUAAGCUUGGAGGAGGCAGCUUUUAGGUCGAUUCUCAAGGCCGAGCAAGCCCCUCUCGAUCUCUGGCUUAUCAUCGUUAGGGAGUACUUCGAACAAGGAAAAGUUGAACAAUUCCGUCAAAUUUUGGAGGAAGGUUCAGGCCCUGAAAUUGAUGAGUAUUAUUCGGAUGUUAGAUAUGAGAGGAUUGCCAUCUUAAAUGCUUUAGGGGCUUAGAUAGCUACCUUGGAAAGAUUUAGACGAAACAAAGAGAAAAGGAGGAACAUUUCAUUUUGGCUACUCAAUACUAUAACAAAGCAUCUAGGAUCGACAUGCAUGAGCCUUCUACUUGGGUUGGCAAAGGUCAGCUUUUACUGGCUAAGGGUGAUGUAGAACAGGCAUUUGCUGCUUUUAAGAUUGUAUUAGAUGGAGAUCGUGAUAAUGUUCCAGCUCUUCUGGGUCAGAUAUGUUCUCAGCAAUGUACAUGAGUUUGAUGUUGCUCUUGACCUGUAAUAUUGGAACUCUUGUAAGAGGGCAUUGAUAGUGCAUCCCAGAUGUCCUGCGGCUGUAAGACUUGGCAUAGGUCUCUGUCGCUACAAACUAGGUCAAUUUGAUAAAGCUCGGCAGGCAUUUGCGAGGGUUUUGCAGGCA
Quercus lobata is the source of this 1612-nucleotide messenger RNA. Its product is annotated as vegetative cell wall protein gp1-like. The transcript has 7 exons. The coding region runs from base 15 to 905 and encodes 296 amino acids. The record is from RefSeq and is a predicted model, not a curated record. Lineage: Eukaryota; Viridiplantae; Streptophyta; Magnoliopsida; Fagales; Fagaceae.